UUGGGGGGCUCAUAUCAUAUGUAACGAUAGAAGAAAAUGGCAAGAUUUCUCAUCGUGCUCACAUUGAUCCUUUGCUUCUGCUUUUCAUCAACAGUCAAAGCUGAAGCACAAUCUCAAACUGCUCCUAGAGAAGUGGAAGUACUCAAAGAAAUACUUAUACAACUGGGGAAAAAAGAAUGGAACUUCAGCAUAGACCCAUGCAUCAAUGACACAAAUUGGUUUACCCAAAAAUCUGAUAAAUUAACUCUCUACAACAACACUGUCAUCUGCAACUGCUCCAACCCUGAUGGUUUUUGCCAUGUUGUCAGCAUUUUUCUCAAAGGGCAAGAUCUUGCUGGUGUACUUCCACUAUCAAUUGCAAAGUUACCCUACCUAAAAAAAGUUGAUUUCACCCGGAACUACCUCAGCGGUACUAUACCGCGUGAAUGGGCUUCGACGAAGUUGGAAUCUCUGUCCCUUACCGUGAACAACUUAACGGGACCAAUCCCUGGCUACUUGGGAAACAUUACCACCCUACUCUCUCUGAGCUUAGAGAAUAACAUGUUUUCUGGAACUGUUCCUCCUGAGCUUGGGAAAUUGGUUUUCUUGAAUUAUCUCAAUCUGAAUGCCAACAAUCUCACAGGAGAGCUGCCCAGGGCUCUCACUAAUCUGACCGAGUUAACAGAACUUAGGAUUAGCAGUAACAAAUUCACUGGAAAAAUACCUGAUUUUUUUCAAAGCUGGAAACAACUUCAGAAACUAGAGAUCCAAGCUAGUGGCUUCCAAGGUCCAAUUCCAUCGAGCAUUUCUGUCUUGAGUAAUUUAAAAGAGCUAAGGAUCAGUGAUAUAGGUGGAGAGGGUUCAGAAUUUCCACCCUUGAGUAGUAUGACAAGCAUGAAUAGAUUAAUGUUGAGGAGCUGUGGCUUGUCUGGAAGUAUACCCCAUUAUAUUCCAACAAUGGCAAACUUGAUAGUAUUAGAUCUCAGCUUCAACAAUUUGGAAGGAAACAUUCCUGAUAUGGCGGCCCUGUCAAACUUGCAGUGGCUAUAUCUCACAAGCAACUUGCUCACUGGGCCUAUUCCAGACUGGAUCAUGAAGAGACAUCGUAAAACCCAGAUGGAUCUUUCUUACAAUAAUUUUUCUCAGAUCUCCGAGCAGCCAACUACUUGUAGAGAACAAUUGAACUUGUUCAAAAGCUUUUUCGGACAAGGCAACUCAUUAUCUGGAGGGUGCCUGGAAAAAAUUUCAUGUCCAAAAGAGGAGUACUCAUUACAUAUUAACUGUGGAGGAAGUAAAACCACUGUUGGAGGAAUCGUAUUUGAAGAGGAUCAAGACCCGGGUGGUGAUUCACGUUUUGUUGCGGUGAUACCUAAUUGGGGAAUCAGUACCACUGGACAUUUUUGGGACGUUAACGCCACCCAGCCGUACAUUACAAAUAAUAUGUCCGUGCUUGAAUUGAACAACUCAGAGUUGUACACGAGUGCACGCCUAUCUCCUCUCUCUCUCACAUAUUAUGCACGCUGCUUGGGGAAUGGAAAUUAUACCGUGAAACUUCACUUUUCGGAGAUAAUAAUCAGAGGCAACAAAUCUUUUCACAGUUUAGGAAGGCGGAUAUUUGAUGUCUAUAUUCAGGAGAAACUAGUGUGGAAGGAUUUUGACAUAAAAAAGGAAGCACAAGGGGUUGAUAGGGUAGUCGUUAAGGAACUUAAAGCAGUUCAAGUUAAGGAUAAAACUUUACUGAUCCGGUUUAAGUGGUCUGGGAAAGGGACAACAACUUCCCCAAAGAGAGGAACAUAUGGUCCUCUUAUAUCAGCUAUCUCUGUAGACUCUGAGUUCAAGCCUCCAAGUAGCAAAAGCAAAAUACCUAUUGUGGUUGGAACUUCAGUUGGAGCUUUUGUUGUGUGCCUUAUUUUCUUGAUUCUUUGGUGGAGAGGCAGUCUUGGUAGCAAGACAUCAAGGGAGAAAGUUCUAAGAGGACUGGAUCUGCAAACUGGUUUUUUCACCUUCAGGCAAAUUAAAGCUGCCACUAACAACUUUGAUCCCGAAAACAAAAUCGGGGAAGGCGGUUUUGGGUCUGUCUACAAGGGUAUAUUGUUGGAUGGUACUAUAAUCGCGGUUAAGCAACUAUCAUCAAAAUCAAAGCAAGGAAAUCGGGAAUUUGUGAAUGAAAUAGGCAUGAUAUCUGCUUUGCAUCAUCCAAAUCUUGUCAGAUUGUAUGGAUGUUGUAUUGAAUCAAACCAAUUACUGUUGGUAUAUGAAUACAUGGAAAAUAAUAGCCUUGCACAUACUUUGUUUGGUCCAGAGGAAGGUCCAUUAAAGCUGGACUGGUCUACAAGGCAGAAAAUAUGCAUAGGUAUAGCAAGAGGUCUGACUUUUUUGCAUGAGGAGUCGCCACUGAAGGUUGUACAUAGAGACAUUAAAGCUACAAAUAUAUUGCUAGACCAAGACCUCAACGCAAAGAUCUCUGACUUUGGUUUGGCCAAGCUUGACGAAGAGGAGAACACUCACAUUAGCACCAGAGUUGCUGGAACCAUAGGAUACAUGGCUCCAGAAUAUGCACUAUGGGGUUAUUUAACAUAUAAAGCAGAUGUUUACAGCUUUGGUGUAGUUGCAUUGGAAAUUGUUGCUGGAAAGAACAACAUGAAAUAUCGACCAAAUGAGAACUUCGUAUGCCUUGUGGAUUGGGCUCUUGUUUUACAACAAAAGGGGAACUUAAUAGAGCUAGUGGAUCCAAGGUUGGGGUCCGAUUUUGAAGUGGAAGAGGUGAUUACAAUGGUCAAGGUAGCUCUCUUAUGCAUCAAUCCAGCCCCAGCUCUCAGGCCGACCAUGUCUGCAGUAGUGAGCAUGCUUGAAGGACGGACACUUGUUCGUGAAUCGGUCAUGAACCCAAAUAUUUACGGCGAUGAACUGAAGUUAGCAACCUUGAGAAACCCGUUUGAUCCGACUGCACAGGGGGUUACAAGUGGAACUCAGAGCCUUGUUGGUUCAUCAGAUGCAACAUGGGUUAAUUCUUCUGCUGCCACGUCCUCAGAUCUCUAUAAAAUUGGUCCUAGUAGUAGUACAUCUACUUAGUAAUUAACGUAAACCUUGUUAUGGGCUCAAGUAUGCAUAUUCUCGUGUAAUGAUAAGUAGUACGUACACUUUCCAAUAUCAAAGCUUCAGCUUCA
Molecule: messenger RNA, 3146 nt
Organism: Malus domestica (apple)
Lineage: Eukaryota; Viridiplantae; Streptophyta; Magnoliopsida; Rosales; Rosaceae
Product: probable leucine-rich repeat receptor-like serine/threonine-protein kinase At3g14840
Biological process (GO): protein phosphorylation
Molecular function (GO): protein binding; ATP binding; protein kinase activity
Source: RefSeq, a predicted model, not a curated record